AAUGUUAUAUUAUGGAUUCUCCAACCUUUGCACAGUGAACUAGUUUGUGCAUGAUACGAGUACUUAUCGAUAACACGGGACGUGCGCGGCCUGACCGUGCAGUGCGUCAGUGUUAACAAAGAAGGGAAAAACAACGCAACGUGAACUGUGGAACAUUAAACAAUAUAAAAACUGAUAAAGUCUCGAUUGAGCGCCAUGGAGACAACACUGAGUUCUGGGGGCUCGAACGCCUCCAGCGAAUGCGCUGUUGACGGGGGCGGUGGUUUGGGUCGCAAUAAUUGCCUGGACGCUGCUCUAUGCGGCAUAGCCAACAACAAUGGCCACGGCAAUGCCAGCCUGAGUCAAGAGGUGAAGGAUUUGUAUCGCUCCCUCUAUACCGCCUCUAAGCAGCUGGACGAUGCCAAACGGAAUGUGCAGAGCAUUGGACAACUAUUCCAACAUGACAUUGAGGAGAAACGCGCCACUCUGGUGCAGCUGUGCAGACAAAUCAUUUUUAAGGACUAUCAGUCCGUGGGCAAGAAGGUGCGUGAGGUAAUGUGGCGUCGCGGCUACUAUGAGUUCAUUGCCUAUGUGAAAAAGCAUUGGCACAAGCAGGGCGCAGAUGCCAACAUCGUCAAGGAAAACAUGCAGAAACUGGAACGCUUUCUGUGCGCGGGCAUUUACAACUACAAGCGAUUGUCGGCCAAAAUGGAGGAAAUCUACGACUUGGAUUUAAAAUACCUCAUUGAUUUCUCUAUCAUCAGCGAAGGCUACAUUGACGACUUGAUUGUCGAGUCGGCUUGCCAUGAACAGUCCGCUCAUACGCAAGCCGUGGACAAAAGCUUGGAAGCGGUGUCCUUUGCCUUGGACACCAUACACUCAUCGCUUUUGAGUCUAGGCGACUUGCAUCGCUAUUUUCUGGACUUUCGCAUUGACAGCCAGCUGAGCAUUAAUAAGCAGCAAGUAGCUAAAUACUAUUUGGAAGCCUUUAAGCUAAACCCUGCAAUCGGCAUGGCCCAAAAUCAGCUGGGCACUCUGUAUUACGGUCAGAACUUUGAUUUGGACUCAACGUACCACUAUCUCUACUCGCUCGUGUGCAUCAUACCCUUCGAGCUAAGUGAGAAUAAUUUGAACAAACUUUUUGCCAAGCAUACGGAGUAUUUGGAGAAAAUGGAUCCGGCCAAACUGGACUUCAAUAUAGAGGAUUUCUAUGCCCGUUUCUAUCUGAUUGUAGACAUUUUCUUUUUCGACAAGGAAGUGCCCGACUUCAAUUCGCUUUGUCAUUGUGUGCUCAUUGAUUUGCGCAAAAUUCUCUGCUCACAGCAGCUGCAUGUGAGCGAGGCGAGCGUCUUUAAGAUCAUCUCCAUUCUAUUCUUUUGCCUAUCAAAGCUGAAGAUGAUCAAUUCACCUAAAGUGUAUUCUCUCCAUGCCUUUCUGGUGGCCGCCUGUUCGGAUUUAAUGGACGCCUGCAUUGUCAAUAUUGAGCAAACCAUUUUGGCCAAGGCAUCCGAGAAUGAAAAAUUCCAGGCGGUCUACGAGGAAAAAUUCGUAGAGUUCGACACGCUGGUGCGCAAAUCACGCAACGAGUAUAAGAAUUGGCUGGCCGCUGUAGGGGAGUGCGAGCGCAAGGAUAAAAAGCUAUUGGCGAAGCCGCAUUCUCUCAAAGAUUUCUCAUCGGAUUCGCGUGAGAGCCAGCACUCUGUAGAUGACAAUUGCCUGAAGAAUCAAGAAGCUGCAGAUGGUGACAAACAUAACGCUGGCGAGCCCAUCUCAACCCGUUCCAGCGAUGAGGCCAAAGAGAGCGAUCUGAAGACUCCUUUGUCCUGCAAGAGCAAGAAACGUGGCAUGCGUUUGCGCAGACGACGACGCAAGAUUGCGCAAUCUGAUGACAGCUCUUGUUAUGACAGCGAAAGCGACAUGGACACCGAUUUUUACACUGACGAAGAGGACUACACCGACCUCAGCUCAAAUUUUGAUACAGACUUCAGUGACAUUGAAGUUGCCGAACGCGGUGGCGGGGGCGACGAGCAAUACGAUGCCGAUGAUUAUAACAAGAACGGUGAGCGUCAACGCAGGGCUGCCGAGCGUCUUUUGGCUGGGGCCAAGCUUGCAGUUCCAACUCCUGCUACAGCUGGCAUAUCGAUGAAUGCCAACUCGAAUUAUUCGGACAGCGAAGAUGUCGUCAUUGAGGAGGAGAAAAUAGUUUAUCCCGAAGAAGUGCUGGAGAAGCGACCCAACUCGCAGGAGAUUGAUUCCGAGGAGCUGUUGCGCAGUUUUGAGGUGCUGCAGUUGCAUGCCAAUGGCAGUGGCACGCUCAAUUUUAAGAGCACUGAGGACGCUACAAGCGAGCAACCAGAUGCAAACUUUUUGCCGCCUGUCAACUGCUCCGAACCACCCAAGAAACUCGUCUAUCGCAACAAGUACACUAAGAUAAAUCCCAAUAUCAUCAUUGAUUGCCUGCACAAUGAGCCCACAAUACGCGCACUGAAAAUGCUCUUCGAUUGGCUGCGUAUCAACCCAGAAAUUCUCAUUGGCUGCUAUCACUCGAAUCCAGAGUUUGUGCACAAGAUAAUGAAGCUGCUGAAUUAUUGCAACAUUGACAUUUUCACGCGUAAAGUGUUCUUUGAACGUGAGCUACUAAACACGCCGAAUGUGCGUGAGGCACUCGUCGAGCUCUUCGAUGUGCGCGCCAAUGUACCACUUAGUGAGGACUUCGCCUUCAAGAACUUUGAUAUUUUCCAAAGCACACAAAUCACACUGGAUUGGGAGACCAUCAUACGGGAGCGGGUAACGCCGCAGGAGGAGUCUAUCUUGCGCAUCUUCAAAAUGGUCGAUUUUGGUUUCUUCAUCUGCAAGCAGAAAAAGUUUAAUUAUCGGUUCUGCGUGAAGACACGUCGCUUCACCGAGAACCAAAAGAAAAAGCGCGAGGAGAAGAAGGGCUGCUCAUCGCAGCGACGUCGUGAACGACGCACAGCUCCCAAGGCCACACGCAAACGUAACGAGGGACGCACUCGCCGCUACUCGGAUCGCAAGAAUGGCAUCGUUCGCAAAAGCUAUACCAGCAAUGAAGAGAAGGAUACCGUGGAGGAGUGCCGCAAAUUGCCACGCAAGGGCUACCUGCGCAAUCGCAACGCCGAGAAGGCGGCUGCAGUUAUAACUAGCGCCACAGGCACUGGUGGUGGCGCCUCUGCCGCUGGUGGCACUUCAGCCUCAACCACCACAAACAGCGUUAUUGAGAAGUUAAAUGUGCAGUCCAGCAGCGGAGCUGAUGAGGAACGUUCCGAGGCCAUGUCCAAGAAAUGCGAAAUAAUGGGCAAAUUGUGGCUACAAAACGAGGUGGAAACUUUGGAAGAAGAGCUGCGUGACAGCACCGCCAAUGUGGUCAUGACGCCAUUUGUGGUGGUCGAUGCCAAGGCUCUGACUGAAUACAAUGGCAUUGUCAAGUCCCUAGUUAGAACCAAGAAGUGCAUCGUGCUCAUUCCCAAUGCGGUGUUCAACGAGCUGGACGAUUUGAAGAAGCGCAGCGAAAAUGUGCGCCAUGUGAUUCGUUGGCUGGAGCAGGAGUUCAAGCACGGCAAUCGCCAUUUGCGCGCUCAACGCGACAAUGAAAGUCAACCAUUGUCCUUGUUGAAGGUCUCCCGCAAGAUGGAUCGCGACGCCUCAUCCUUUUUGCAAAUUGCACAGUUCUGCAAUCAUUUGGUAGCCAAUCAUGCCGAUCCCCAUGUGAGCGAGUUUCAAAAGAACGUCGUUACCUAUUUGUCGGGCGAUAACUUGCACGAGAAGAAUCGUCAGCAACAGAACUUUAGCUAUACAGGCAUACUGGACUCCAUACCCGUGCGCUACGAUCAGAUUGCCAGUUUCUAUGCCAAAUUCAAGGCCAACAAAAAAUGAGUGAGGCUCGUAAAAAACUAGGCAAAAUGGAUGCAAGCGUGUGUGUGUGUGUUCUCUCUGUAUACAAACGACAUGGAGUUCCCAAGUUAACGAAGUUUCUCAAGCAAUCGAUGCCAGAGCGAUUGUCGCAAAAUUUUGUCGUCGCCGCGGCGAAAAAUACAGCAGCAGCAGGUGGUAAAUAAAAAGGCGAUCGCAGCAACAGAGGUUGGUUAACAGACACACAACAACAACCAAAUCAACGUAAACUAUGCAGAAAACCAUUAGGACUACAAUUCUAACGACAACAGAGGUGGGUGGCAGCGUUUGCAACAAAGCUUGUUGUGUUAGACCAAAAAACAAACAAAAACAACAAAAAACACACAUAACUAAAAGAAUAUGCAGGAAAAAAUUCACUUUCAAUUCAAUGGCAAUGAUCAUAUCGACCUACAGCUAAUGUAAAUGGACAAACGGCCUUAUUACCAAUGGACAAAAGAAAAAAUCUAAGAAAAAAAUCUAAAAAAAAACCUUAAAAAAUGAGUUACUUUUCAAAUCCAAACUAUCCCCCGUACAUGCGUGUUCCACAUUCGGACGCAUGUAGCAUCGAAGGCGACGCAGUUGCAAGGGCGAGAACAUCUUGGGAGGCGGAGGAGCAGCAGGAGGAGGAGGAGGAUGGGGUUGGCAGAUGAAAACAACAUGCAGCAAUCAACUUUUAGUCUUCGAGUGCCGCUCAUGAAGAUCAGUGCUCGGAAUCACGUUCAUUUGCCAAACGGCUGAAUGCUUUUAAGGACCUCUAGACAGCAUCUGCCGUUGUUAUUUGGCAGCGCUCUUCAUAGCCAUACAGCCCUACAUUAUGCACCACUAUUUCUCUGAUACAAACUGCACAAUUUCGAACUUAGCUCAAAAAAACAGCAAUAACAAUGCUCCUACCUUUUUCAUGCCUUAUUGAUUUCAAACUUUCGAACACGAUUUCCGUUACAUGCAAGGUCCAUACUUGUUUGCGCGCAAUUCUUUAUUUUUUAACAAAAUUGAAUAAUACAACAAAAAAAACAGAAAGAAAGAGAAUUCUUUUAAACCGCUUCACUAUAUAAAUCAUAUAUAACAACAACAGUACUAUAUAAUAAAAAAAAUGUUGGGCAGAUUCCAUCACAUAAUUGGUCAGUCAAGUAGUGCACACAAAAGAAGCUCAUCACGUUUAAUGAAAUUUUCAACAAUUUAUUUACAACAAGCUACAACUGUAUCAUCAUCAUUCAAGAAAACGCAUAUUAUAUUAAUACAUAUAUGUAACAUUUUGUUCAAGAAAUAAUAUCAAUAAAGUGCCCAACUAAAAAAACAAA
This is a messenger RNA of Scaptodrosophila lebanonensis, 5183 nucleotides long. RefSeq names its product protein SMG5 (gene Smg5). The transcript has 7 exons. Gene Ontology annotation, biological process: nuclear-transcribed mRNA catabolic process, nonsense-mediated decay. Gene Ontology annotation, molecular function: telomerase RNA binding; protein binding; telomeric repeat DNA binding. The record is from RefSeq and is a predicted model, not a curated record. NCBI's taxonomy places the organism in Eukaryota, Metazoa, Arthropoda, Insecta, Diptera, Drosophilidae. Gene Ontology annotation, cellular component: telomerase holoenzyme complex. Bases 196 to 3870 code for a protein of 1224 amino acids.